UCGCUCCGUCCAGGCCGACGCGUAUCGCCCUUCGCUCCUCCUUCUCUCGAGAAUUCGCGCGCCCCACCAACCACCCACCCCCGAAUUUUCCCAGAAAAAACUUUCGGAAGAAUCCACGCAAAACGCGGUAUAAAACUGUAAUCAAGUCUGUAAAUUACCUGUUCGAUUUCCGGUGAAAUACUCACAAGAAACUCAGCGCGCCUUCACGUCAGUGGUUAUGCAAUUUAAGAUACUUCACUUAACAUAUCCGUACAUCCUACCUUAAAACAGUGUCAAUUAACUGCUUUUGACAGGGGGAAAACUUGCAUUAAAGUUUGUAGCCAUCUUGUUCGAUUCCCAGUGAGAUACUUUCAAGAAACUCAGUGCGCCCUCACGUCUAGUGUUUACCCAAUCUGAGAUACUUCCCUCACUAUAUGCGGAUAUCCCUACUGAAAGAAUUCAAUUAACUGCAUUUGAAAGAAAGAAAAAAAACUUUAUUAAUAUCGGUACCGAUCUUGCUCUGUUCAUCUAGGAUACGUCCAAGAAACUCAUUCCGCUAACUUGUUAGUGGUCAUUAAAUUUGAGACUUUUCCCUUAAUAUAUACGGAUAUCCCUACUAGCAAAAGUUCAAUUAAUUUUAUUUAAAAGGGGGAAGCUGUUUAUAACCCUAUAGAUAUCUUGUUGGAGUUGGAGUGGGACACGUGCAAAAGAACUCAGUGCGCCUUCACUUCAAAAAGUCUGCAAAUCCAGCUACUUUCAUUAAUUUACAUUCAUCUUCGCUAUGAAAGGAAUGUCAAAUAACUACAGUUGAACAGAAAAGAACUUUAUCGAAGUCCUAUUUAAUUUCUACCUGUGCAAUCGCCAGUGAAAUAUAUACAAGAAACUUCAAACGAAACAGCGCGCCUAUACGUAGAUGGUUGAGCAAUUCAAGCGACUCGUACGUUGAAAGAAGUCAAGUUUAAAACUAAUGAUUGUUCCGGUUAAAAAGUCGUAAUUUGAAGAAAAAAGAGAAACAUCUUGACGAAACCUUUUCGAACCCGCUUGAGUUUGGUACAGUGAGAUCGCAGUCCAAAUACGAGCAAGGUAGUCAGUGCCCCUUCAUUUUAAUGGUUGGGCAAUUUGAGCUACUCGGAUACCGAGACUGUUUUAUCAUGAAUAAUUAGAAUAUACACACAGUGAGUUACAGCGGCGCUGCAAAUAUAUUUUCUUAACCCCUUUUGAACGAUCGCGCACACCAAGUUGGUCGACGGUUUGACGGGUUCACAGCGACUCGAGGACUGAAAUUGGACCCUUUAGCAUCGAGCUUCAGGUUAGAUGCAUCGCCAAGUCUUAUGAGUGAAUGAUUUUACAAAUGUCAGAAAAAAUACAGGCUGCCUUGGAAGCAUCUAUGUUAAGCCACGUGUGCGAGAGUAAUGCUACGGGCGUCAUAAACUGAAUUCGACUUGAAACUGUUUUCAACCGGUCUGUGUGUUCUUAUUCUCCUUCAAAACGGGUGGAAUUAAAAAAUCGGUCUAUCUCUCUGAAAAUUUGUACCAUACUAUAUAAAGACAUUGAAGCACCUUACUAGAGGAUAUUUCGGCUCAAGACGCUCUAUGAAUUUCCGAUUGCUUUUUAUGGUUUGAGUUGGACUGGCGGUUUGACUGUCCCAUCGGCUGGCUCUGUUCCUCUCUCUGGCCAUGCAGGAACUUGGCGGGAGGAUCCGGGAAUCUGAGCAGGGAAGGAGCUCUCGGGUGGCGGAUUUGCAUCGCAUUCCUCAUUUUUGAAGUUGCUCGGGCAAAGGCGCGGCGCGGCGGACGGAAUCGUGGAGGAAUUCGCAGUGAGCGCCUGACAAGGGAACGCGAGUGGCCAUGGCUGCGAGAGGCCUUUGAGUCGCCUUGAGUCCGGGCAGCGCUCUAUUUGCCGAGGAAAUGUCCCUGGGUGCUUUCCGGUGAAUUCGCGUCGCGGGUGUGAGUCCCUGGCUCCGAUUUCCUAGUCCAAAAUGAACACCGUCCAGAGCUCCCACGGCAGCGGCGGCGGCGGCCUCAAAAAGGAGCAAGGCCUUGAGGAGCUGAUAACGGUGACGCCGAACGAGCGGAACUGGCGGGGGAUCUGCAUCGCCCUCUUGGUCAUCGUCGCCGUCCUCGGGUUGAUCCUCCUCUUCAUCGUCCUCCUCUCGCCCCCGUUCGCCGGGCACGGGAGCAAAGGCGCCAAGUUCGCCCUCGAGCACAUCGCCCAAGCCCACUUCAAGGCCCCGCCCCUCAACGGCUCCUGGGUCUCAGACUCCGAGUACGUGUACAGAGACCAUGACGGCGGGCUCACCCUGUACAAUGCAGCCACUGAUACCAAGAAAGUGCUUAUGACCAACUCAACUUUCAGGCAGUUAAACGCUGCGGAAUUUUAUGUAUCCAGUGAUAUUAAAUACGUCCUUCUCGUAUCUGACGCUAAGCAGGUGUACACGAACACGAGGACUGCCAAAUACCACGUUUACGAAAUCGCUACUCAGAGCCGGACGGGUCUGACGCCAGCGAUUUCCUCGACGGAAGACUCGGAUGCGGUGCGUUUGGAGCUGGUCCAGUGGUCGCCGCGCGGGAACGCCUUGGUCUUCGUCUACAAGCACGACAUCUACUACGCCCCCAGGGCACGCCGCUCCCCGCCGGGAGCCCCCCUCCUUCGGCUAACCUCCAACGGCUCCCCCACCAUCCGCAACGGCAUUCCCGACUGGAUGUAUCAAGAGGAGAUUUUCAAGAGCGGGAGCGGAGUGUGGUUCUCGCCGGACGGGCGGUAUCUGGCGUACGCGAGUUUUAAUGACUCCCUCGUCGGCGAGCUUAAAUACCCCAUCUACGGAAUGAGAACCCAGUACCCUCACAUAGAAAUAUUGAGGUACCCCAAGGCUGGUACCAUAAAUCCUACUGCAACAGUAUGGCUUGUUGAUUUGUCAUCCCGAGAUUCUGCUCACGUCAGGUUCAAAAAACCCACCAUACUCGAAAAUGAUCCUCAAGAGCCGUAUUUGAUCAAUGUCGCUUGGUCAUCCAACAACAAAUUAGCUAUAGUAUGGCUGAGCAGGAGACAGAAUCUCUCAGUCGUACAAAUAUGUUCAGUGAAUACUGCCUCUUGCGAAGAUUCUCACACGCAGAGAUCGGAAGAAGGAUGGCUGGAACCUCACGGCUCGAUCAUAUUUUCGCCCGAUGGAACAGGUUUCAUGACACUGCUGCCCGUUCUAGAUGGGAGUGCCGGUUAUUUUACUCACGUCUGCCAUGUAAAUAUUAGUACGCAGGUGGUCACUUCAGUAACUCAUGCUCAAUUCGUAGUCACUAAACUUUUAUCAUGGGACCAUGAAAACAAACUUGUGUAUUUUGAAGCUGCUCCAUAUGGUAGGCCAGGAGAAAGGCAUAUCUACAAAGUACCAGAUAACACGAGCAGUACCUCUUACCCUGUCAUUAUGUGUCUUACUUGUCCGGCCUCCGAGAUGAACAGUACCUCCACUUCAUCAACAACUCCAAAUCAAGCGUCCAAUGAAACUGAACCAAAAUUAGAUCUUCUGGAGACGAGCAUCUGGAGAGACGACCUAGUUUCUGGCUCUUUGAAGUUCGACAAAAGGAAAACAGAAACAAACACAUCUAUCCCAACUCAGAAAACAAACCCAUGUCUUUUCAACAGAGCUCAUUUUAGUCCAAACUCAAAGUAUUAUAUUUUAGAAUGUCUAGGUCCAGGUGUACCAGUUGUUGUGCUCAUGGAUUCCAUUCGAAAUGCAAGACUGAUUAGCCUUAAUAAUAAUAGCGCUAUUGCCGACCGUUAUGCUAAAAUGGCCAUUCCCCAGAUUAAGAUGUUUCAGGUUGAAUUAGAAAGUGGUUUUCAUGCUCAAGUAAAAUUACUACUACCCCCAGGUCUAAAAGAAUACGAAGAAAUGACUUUUCCACUUGUUUUACAUGUAGGAGGUCAACCCGGUGACCAGUUUGUAAACGAGCGCUGGGAAGUCGAUUGGGACACAUAUUUGGCAAGCAAAAGAAAUUUUAUUGUAGCUCGGAUAGAUGGAAGAGGCGCAGGAUUUCAAGGUAGUCAAAUGACGCAACAAAUUUAUCGCAGAGUUGGAUCUGUAGAUGUAGAAGAUCAGCUAGCAGUUAUAACGUAUUUAAAGGACAAUUUGAAAUUCAUCGACAGGAAUCGUAUCAGCGUAUGGGGCAAAGGGUAUGGCGGAUUCUUAGCAACAAUGAUUUUAGCCCACGAAGGUAGCGUUUUCAAAUCUGGCAUAGCUAUUGCUCCAAUUGCUAAUUUUGCCCAUUAUCAAUCUUUCUGGACAGAAAGAAUCAUGGGAACUCCCAAUGUGACUGACAACUACAGAGGAUACGAAGAAUCUGAUUUGACGAGAAAGAUCGGAACUCUAGGUGAAAAACGACUGUUGAUAAUCCAUGGAUCAGCAGACCAGAGUGUGUCCUACGAGCAGUCCAUGUUACUUUCCAGAGCACUAACAAAUGAAGAUAUUCUUUUUGAUCAAAUGACGUAUCCAGACGAAGGCAAUUCCCUCUCUGGUGUUCAACUGCAUAUGUUGCGAUCAAUGGAAGCAUUCUUAGACGAAUGCUUUGGACCCAUGAACCUGGAGGAAUGGGAAGAGGGAAUUGGAUUUUUAUCUUUUGCUCAAUAGCAGUUAGAGGUUAGCAUGGAUUGUUGCUUGACUGGUAGUGCUGAUGGAGUAUGUGAAUGCUGAAGAAAGGCUUGAUUCUGAUUCUAUUUUGCUGACAUUCGAGUAUUUUAAUUUAGAAGAAUUACUGCAGCCUUUUUCAUUUUAUUUUAUGCCUGCAGCUCUAUUGUGACGAUUCAUGCUAACGUGAAUAGGUAAUUACAACUUGUACAUGAAAAGAAAUUUUUCUGUAAAUUUUGCUCUAGUAGGUAGUUUUAAGUUACAAAGACUGUUCGGAGAAAGCAAAUACUUAGUCAUAUUUCUCUGAGUAUUUAAGAUGAGUAAUUAAGUGUUGAUAUAUGUGUUAUAAGAGUUAUUUUUUAUACUUACAUGUAACAAAGCUUCACUUUUGAGUCGAAUAUUUAAUGUGAUAAAAAUUGUUGAAUGUUAUGUUAUUGUUUUAUAAUUGAUAUUUAAAUAUAAAUGUUCUCAACAAAU
Messenger RNA from Bemisia tabaci, 5071 nucleotides. Its product is annotated as inactive dipeptidyl peptidase 10. Gene Ontology annotation, biological process: proteolysis. Gene Ontology annotation, molecular function: serine-type peptidase activity. Lineage: Eukaryota; Metazoa; Arthropoda; Insecta; Hemiptera; Aleyrodidae. Gene Ontology annotation, cellular component: plasma membrane. The record is from RefSeq and is a predicted model, not a curated record.